This is a messenger RNA of Seriola dumerili (greater amberjack), 2424 nucleotides long. RefSeq names its product WD repeat-containing protein 78-like (gene dnai4). The transcript is spliced from 18 exons. Gene Ontology annotation, cellular component: axonemal dynein complex. Gene Ontology annotation, molecular function: dynein light chain binding; dynein heavy chain binding. NCBI's taxonomy places the organism in Eukaryota, Metazoa, Chordata, Actinopteri, Carangiformes, Carangidae. The record is from RefSeq and is a predicted model, not a curated record. The coding region runs from base 1 to 2424 and encodes 807 amino acids. Gene Ontology annotation, biological process: cilium movement.
AUGUCUACGUCGGUGGCGAAGGAAGAAAGAAAGAAGAGACGUACUUUGGUGCUGAGGCCCUCUUCUCGAGCUCAGAACGUCUCCGUGUCCGGAGCUCAUGGACUCAACCAGAGACACACCAACAGCGUCGCCGGGUCCUGCAGCCGGAGAAGCUUCAGUCUGGGCGGAGGCAGCAAAGUUCUGGAAAAGAGCGUCGUUCAGACUCCUAGACAAGCGGCUCGGGUGUUUGACGAAGAAGACAAUGAUGUCACUCCUCUGCCGCUGUACCAGGCAGAUCCAGGAUCAGUGCAGGCCAGAGCCAGCAGGUUCUUUGUGGAUGAAAUUUCUACUGGAUCAGCAUCAGACCAGACAACAGCCACGGGCAGCUUCACCAUGCCGUUUUCCAGGUCAGUGUUUGGCAGCAGCAGAAUAUCCAGCCAGUCUACAAUAGAGUCAAUGAACGAGGAGAUUGAGGACACGAUCUCCAAACGAGACAUGCCCAUCAGCUUCCCAGAUGUGCAGGGGAAAAGAGAAUCUGUGAGAGAACAGCUGACAGAGGAAAUGUUGAGAGAAGUCAUAGAUGUCUACAUCUCUGAGACAGACAGCAUUUCACUGCUGGACAUACCCAGCACCUUGGUGUCAGUGGACGCUGAUGAUGCAGAGGUGAUUGUAGUGAGGAACAAUCAUUACGCUGAUGUCUGCAGGAAUAGAAUGGGCAAUGAUAAGUACACGGAUCAAUCAGUGCAGACGCUGAACGGAGCAGCUAAGAACAAACAUGUCCAGAGUGACAGCAUCGUCAUGGUGGACACAGGUACAACUGUCACCAGCUGGGACAUGUAUGACACGUUGUGCGGCCCUGAGCAGGAUGUCACGGUGCAGAAGCCUGACCCGGUACAGAAUGACUAUCCAGAGGCUGCUGCUGUGGACACCAGCAGAGCUGCAGAGAGGAGCGUGUCAGUUGGCAGCACAGCCAGUACAGCCAGUGCUGAAAGCUCACUGAAAGAAAUGGAGGUGUUAGGGAGUUUAAAUGCUGAGUCAGACCUGCAGCUCAUCAUGCUGUCAGUGAGAUUCCAGCAGAGCUUACUGGUCAUGGAGAGGAGCAUCCUGGGAAACACCUUCCAACCUCAGCUGGCUGCUUACAGACAGCUGCCUGUGCGAGAAGACCCAGACAGACCCAUGGGGCAGAGAGACAAGGACACAGAGAGCUGCAGAGCUCCGGCUCUGGAGUGUCUGUGGUCUUUCAGCUGUGAGCUCAGCAGAGGACGCAGUGUCAGCAGCAUGGCCUGGAACAGGAAGAACCCGGACCUCCUGGCUGUGGGCUAUGGUGAAUCUGACUCCACUAACCAGAGACCAGGUCUAGUGUGCUGCUGGUCCUUCAAAAAUCCCACAUGGCCUGAGCGAGUCCUCCUCUGUGACAGCGCCGUGACGUCUCUGGACUUCUCAGCCAAGAGCCCCGGGCAGCUGGCUGUGGGACUGCAUGACGGCACCGUCAACAUCUACAACGUGCAGAGUCAAGACGACAGGUCGCAUGUCUUCAGCAGCAGUGAGUGUCCCAACAAGCACCUGGGCCCAGUGUGGCAGCUCAGGUGGACUCAACAGGAGCUGAGCCUGACAGGAGAGGAGAAGACCGAGGCUCUGUUCUCUGUGUGUGCAGACGGCAGGAUCAGCAAGUGGUUUGUCUUCAACAACGGCCUUGACUGCACAGAUGUGAUGAAGCUGAAGAGGAUUCAUAACACAAGGAAGAACAAUAAAGGACAGAGGACAGAAAGUGUUCUGUCAGCACUGACUCCUGGUCUGUGUGUUGACUUCCAUCCAACAGACUCCAGUCUCUACCUGGCCGGUACGGGGGAAGGUCUCAUCCACAAGUGCUCCUGCUCCAACAGUCAGCAGUUCCUGGAGACUUUCAGGGAACACUUUGGUCCUGUGAACCAGAUUGCGUGGUGUCCACACAGUCCUGAUGUGUUCCUGAGCUGCUCCUCUGAUUGGACCAUCCAGCUUUGGAAGCAGGACCACCUCAACCCUGUGUUAGGCUUCACCUCCGCCCAGAGGGCAGUGUGCGAUGUCCAGUGGUCCCCAAAGUGGGCAACAGUGUUCGGAGCCGUGAAUGAGGGACAGCUGGAGAUCUGGGACCUGAACUGGAGCAUUCUGGACCCGGUCUCUGUGCAGCCGGCUGCUGCCGGUGUGAAGAUGACGUCCCUGUUGUUUGCCACACAAACAGAAUGUGUCCUGGUCGGAGACAGUGAUGGACAAGUGACAGUCUACCAGCUGAAGAACCUCAGUGUGGGAGACAGCAGCCAGGUGGAUGUUAUGGAGGAGCUCAUCCUCUCUGCAGCCUCCAGGAAACAACAAAGGUCUUAUAAGCAAGCUAUAUCAUGGCAUCACAUCACUGAACAAAGAUACAACGGACUAUGUAAAACAAUGAUGGGAAAAAGAACUGGACAUUGA